GUCUUCGACGAGCUGCUGCUGGACGCGGAUUUCAGCGUGAACGCGGGCAGCUGGAUGUGGCUCUCCUGCAGCGCCUUCUUCCAGCAGUUCUUCCACUGCUACUGCCCCGUGGGCUUCGGGCGGCGCACGGACCCCAGCGGGGACUACGUGAAGAGGUACCUGCCCAAACUGAAGGGUUUCCCCUCACGGUACAUCUAUGAGCCCUGGAAUGCCCCGGAGUCUGUGCAGAAGGCAGCCAAGUGCAUCAUUGGGGUGGACUACCCUAAACCUAUGGUGAACCACGCCGAGACCAGUCGCCUGAACAUCGAGCGCAUGAAGCAGAUCUACCAGCAGCUGUCACGCUACAGGGGACUCUGCUUACUGGCAUCAGUCCCUUCAUGUGUGGAAGACUUCAGUGGCCCAGUCACAGACUCAGCUUCAGGGCAGGGCUGCAGCACCAGUACAGCAGUGAGGCUGUCACAAGCAGAGCAGGCUUCUCCGAAGCGCAAACACGACGGAGCAGAAGAGCUGUGCUCUGAAGACCUCUACAAACGAGCCAAAGUGACAGGCCUGCCUGCUGCAGAGGUCCCUGGCAAGAGUUUAUGAUUCCAGCGACAAGCACCUUGCAAGUGAAGAGAGAAUGCUG
Messenger RNA from Merops nubicus (carmine bee-eater), 625 nucleotides. Its product is annotated as cryptochrome-2. Gene Ontology annotation, cellular component: nucleus; cytoplasm. Lineage: Eukaryota; Metazoa; Chordata; Aves; Coraciiformes; Meropidae. Gene Ontology annotation, molecular function: FAD binding; DNA binding. The transcript has 5 exons. The annotation marks the transcript as partial. The record is from RefSeq and is a predicted model, not a curated record. Gene Ontology annotation, biological process: circadian regulation of gene expression; negative regulation of DNA-templated transcription; entrainment of circadian clock by photoperiod.